Chelmon rostratus (copperband butterflyfish) is the source of this 4833-nucleotide messenger RNA. RefSeq names its product protein phosphatase 2, regulatory subunit B', alpha isoform (gene ppp2r5a). NCBI's taxonomy places the organism in Eukaryota, Metazoa, Chordata, Actinopteri, Chaetodontiformes, Chaetodontidae. The transcript is spliced from 13 exons. Gene Ontology annotation, cellular component: nucleus; protein phosphatase type 2A complex; cytosol. Gene Ontology annotation, biological process: protein dephosphorylation; signal transduction. Gene Ontology annotation, molecular function: protein phosphatase activator activity. Bases 888 to 2426 code for a protein of 512 amino acids. The record is from RefSeq and is a predicted model, not a curated record.
AGUCGUGUAGACAACGGCUGUACUGGCAACAUUUUUAUGGCUGCCUAGUCAGCACGACACAAUUUGUUUUAUUUCAGAACAGUCGGUGUUUUUAGAGGCCGUGACAAAGAAACUACCCCUCUUCUUUCACCGAGGAAUGUACAUAAGACGGAGGCACUCGAUUGUGGACAAAGCUAACUUUUAAGUGCUAAAUGAGACUCAGCCGUCGAGCGAAAUUGAACUUCAUCGAUCGCGGAUAGUUCUUCUGAAAACACACUCAGCGGAAGUCUUACUCGGAUUAAAAGCAGUGCUUGAAGAAUUGGAUUUCGUGUUAAUACGAAGAGGUUCAUGGGGCAACUAUCUUUUGUAACUUUCUUUCCCUCAACAGCGGUGCAAACUUGUCAUAGUGGCAUACGUUAACGUCAGCUAAUUUUAGCAAGCUAGCUAGGUACAAUAGCUGGCAGCGUAGCUGAACAACUUUUUUUCUUAUGACAAUGUAUUUCACACGUUUUGCAACAGUUAGUUAAUUAGCAAACACGACGAGGCAGUAAAACAUACGAAAUUUAGAAAGUUAAAUAAUAAUUUACGUGCGUUGGUAACUUAUCCUGUGGGCAAUGUCAUGAGUUGUAGUUUUGUUUUUUGGCUCGUGUUUUGAGGAUUCUUCCCGUGUUUCUAAAAACGAGUUGCCCUAAUGAUGCAGUUUGUGGACACCUUCUAACCCCAAUACCGAGCGACCAUGUUGGAUCAUACGGACUAACAUAACACUUGGACAGGAGACGAGCCUCAAGUCGCGCAGUUGGCCCCAUAUUUGUGUGCUGAUGCGAACGGUGGGAACCGAAGAGGAAACCUUUCAUUUGACCUAGGGAUACAGUAGCUCGUCUGAAGUCUUCGUCGGUUUAUGCAUCAAAAUGUCGGCCAUCUCCGCAUCCGAGAAAGUGGACGGGUUUACCAGAAAGUCCAUGAGGAAGGCGCAGAAACAGAGAAAAUCCCAGGGCUCUUCUCAGUACCGCACUCAGAGCGCUCCGGUUGAGCUUUCCCCGCUGCCGCAGCUCAAAGAUGCCCCCUCCACAGAGCAGCAGGAACUGUUCACCCAGAAACUCCAGCAGUGCUGCAUGCUCUUCGACUUCCUGGACUCAGUGACAGACCUGAAGAGCAAGGAGAUCAAGAGGGCCACACUUAAUGAGCUUGUGGACUACGUCUCCACCAACAGGGGGGUGCUGGUGGAAUCUGCGUACCCAGAGAUCACGGAUAUGAUCUGCACCAAUAUUUUCCGGACUCUUCCACCGAGUGACAACCCCGAUUUUGACCCAGAGGAGGAUGAACCCACUCUAGAGGCUUCCUGGCCUCAUAUUCAACUGGUCUAUGAGUUUCUCCUGCGCUUUCUAGAGAACCCAGACUUCCAGCCCAGCAUCGCGAAGCGCUACAUUGAUCAGAAAUUUGUCCUGCAGCUGCUGGAGCUGUUCGACAGCGAGGACCCGAGGGAGAGGGACUUCCUGAAGACCAUUCUGCAUCGGAUUUAUGGAAAGUUCCUGGGGUUGCGGGCCUUCAUCAGGAAGCAGAUCAACAACAUUUUCUUGCGGUUCAUCUAUGAAACUGAGCACUUCAACGGAGUUGCUGAGCUGCUGGAAAUCCUUGGAAGUAUCAUCAACGGGUUUGCGUUGCCUCUGAAGGCAGAGCACAAGCAGUUCCUUAUGAAGGUGCUCAUCCCGUUACACACAGCGAAAGCAUUGUCCCUUUUCCAUGCGCAGCUGGCCUACUGUGUGGUCCAGUUCCUGGAGAAGGAUCCUACACUCACUGAACCGGUGAUCCGCGGGCUGCUGAAGUUUUGGCCUAAAACCUGCAGCCAGAAAGAGGUGAUGUUCCUGGGUGAGAUUGAGGAGAUCCUGGAUGUCAUUGAGCCAACGCAAUUCAAAAAAAUCCAGGAGCCGUUGUUCAAACAGAUCUCUAAAUGUGUGGCUAAUCCACACUUUCAGGUAGCAGAGCGAGCGCUGUACUUCUGGAACAACGAGUACAUUCUCAGCCUCAUCGAGGAGAACAUCGACAAGAUCCUUCCCAUCAUGUUCGGUAGCCUGUACAGAAUCUCCAAAGAGCACUGGAAUCCGACAAUCGUCGCUCUGGUCUACAACGUCCUGAAGACACUGAUGGAGAUGAACUGCACGCUGUUCGAUGAGUUGACUUCCUCCUAUAAAGCAGACAGGCAACGGGAGAAGAAGAAGGAGCAGGAGAGGGACGAGCUGUGGAAGAAGCUGGAGGAGUUGAGGCUCCGCAGCACCACCCUGGUCCAGAACAACAGCCACGGGCUCCCGAGUGUCCAGAACAACAACAACAAUAACAAUAAUAACGAUGACACCCAGGACAAGAGCCUAGACGCUGCUGCCGUCACCGCAGACAACAGCGAUCCCGACGUCAGCGCGGCAGCCAAUGAGAGCGCCUCAUGUGCCAAAUGACACCGGACGUCAAGUUUUUUAUUCCGUGACGGUUUGACGUGGUGUUCAGGACUGUCAGGAGAGGAUUAACGGAGACGGAAAAACACAAAUUACACCUCAACAGUAUAUUAAAUCUACUUAGAGUGACUUAGAACGCCAGCAUUUCUUUGGCAGAAAAAAAAUAUAUAUUUCAACUUAAGACUAUUUUUGGAUGUUACAGUGUGGCUGCAGUAUAUUGUCUAUUUGUCUGAUCAAAGAUGUAUCCUUUCACAUUUAGUUUCUUAACUGAAAAUGAUUUUUUUUUUGUUACAUUCAUUGUAUGAUACGUGGGAGGGGAGAAAAUAAUAAUGACUUGAAUCUAAUGUUUCCGAUUGUGCUGCACUUAGACAAGCCGAAUAGCUAUUUAAAGAUGUCUAUUUUUUAAUGUGCUUUUCCUUGUUGCUGCCAACACUUGGGUGCAAACCUUAAGGAAGAAGGGAACUGCGGACUUUGGGAGUAUUUGGGGCAGAUGGGACCAGAUCCAUAGCUAGACAUUUAGAGUCCAUUAAUGUAUAGAUAAGGGCUAUCAUCAGGAGCAGGAGAACGUAGAGGACAGUUACUUUCCGUUGGAGACAGAAUGGGAGGCGCGUGGCCAAAAGAUGUAAACCCUUGAGAAUAAUGAUCCCAGAUAUGGACCGAUAUCUCUGUAAGUGACUCUAGUUGGGACUAUGAAGUUAAAUCUGGUUCACAAUUAGGGUAAAUGUCAUAUUUGUGAGAUUAUUUUUGUGUUGGUAAAUAUUUUUUUAUCCGGGUGAAAAUGUGAAGCUAAUAGUUGUAACACAACACCUGCGCUUCUAAGAUUAUUCACACUAAAGUAUUGACAACAGGGCUUUCAAAGAAUUAAACGUUUUUCAGCCCGACUGGAAUUAAAGCAAUGAUUUCACAUUUUGAGAAAUUGAUUCAUCAGCUCUAUUGCUGAGAGUUAGAUUGUUAGAUUGAUGCCACUCUCAUGCCUGUGUGGCUGAUAUGAAACUACAGCCAGCAGCUGGCUAGCGUACGUAAGCAUAAAGACUGGAAAGCGUGAGCUAACCUGGCUCUGUCUAAAGCCGCGUUCAUGCCGAUUUGAGCCCUGCGUGAAAGUUGAACCAGGUUCAACUUAAGCUACAAUAUUAUGGGUCAUCCACCAUGGCGCUGCAUCGGCCAAUCACACGUCUGAUAAGAUUUUAAAUGCAUUAAUCUGUUAAUCCAACUAAACAUCUUGGAUUGUGCAAGUUUAACAGCACAGCCUCGCCAACUGCAGCCCCCAGCCUUGUUUUUAACAGGCAGUUUUCUAUCUGAAUCAUCACUUUAGGGGAGGUCUGGUCUAUUUCUCAAUUGUUGUUUUUAAACUUCAAUGCUUGAAACAAUCAGACAAAAAAUAAAACAGGUCAAUUAGUGCACUUAAGAGGUGCUUGUAGGCAGAUUUGCUACAUCUGGACUGAGCCAGGCUAGCUGCUUCUCUCCGUUUCCAGUCUUCAUGCUAAGAUAAGCUUACUGACUGCUGGUUGUAGCUUCAUACUGAGCGUACAGUCAUGUGAGUGGCAAUAAUCUCCUCGUUUAACUCGCAACAAGAAAGCAAUUACAAGUAUUUACCAAAAUGUUGAACUAUUUCUUUAAAGGAAGUCCAUUUAAGAGUUAAAAACAUAUGAAACGUACAGUACUAUAUUUUUCCAGAGUUUUGAGGAGGCCAAUAUUUUUGAAUGUUUCAUGUUGCCGAUGGAUUAUGAUGCAGGAUGGGAUGCAGGAUGCGCUUGAGUGUGUAUAUUUGCUGAGUGCGUAUGUGUGUACAUGUUAGUUUGGAGGCUACUUAAAGGGAAAUGCCACUCAAUUUAAGAGUUUGUGUACAGCACAUUGUUUCCAUGGUCUAGGAAAGUGCAGUCGCUGCAUAGGAACAUAAGUGGUUUUCUGUCUUACCACUUAUCUGGUAUUUUACAAUGCACAAGAGGCUGAUUUUUGUGUAUUGUAAGGUUUUUUUUUUUAUAUAUCCAAACAAGACUCAUUAUAAAGUAGUGAUAUCAAGAAAAUGAAAGCUUAACACCACAAAAUCAGGAUUGUUUUUAGCAUCAAUGCCUGUUCACUCCCUGCGUCUCCAGACUUUAUUAUCUCCUCGCAACUUUAUUUUCCGUGUUCUGACAUUGGGAGUUGAUAGAUAGACUUAAUCUGACUGCCGUAGAUCAUAGGAACAGCUGCUUCAAAUUGAAUGGUGUUCCCUCUGAACCCGACUGUCUGCUCUCUUACUUUUGAGUUCAUAUUUUUUUCGGUCCAGUCUCCUGUGAUGCCUUUGUGUCAGUACUGCAUUCCAACCUCUGUGACAUUAAAAAAGAAAAAAAAAAAUGCGUGGGGAACCUGUUUUGUAAUCGCAGAUCUUAUUUAGGUUUCACCGUCAAAUAAAGUUGACUUUAUCUUUCUA